Molecule: messenger RNA, 2397 nt
Organism: Aspergillus chevalieri
Lineage: Eukaryota; Fungi; Ascomycota; Eurotiomycetes; Eurotiales; Aspergillaceae
Product: small subunit rRNA maturation protein TSR1
Exons: 2
Coding region: 1-2397 (798 amino acids)
Biological process (GO): maturation of SSU-rRNA from tricistronic rRNA transcript (SSU-rRNA, 5.8S rRNA, LSU-rRNA); endonucleolytic cleavage of tricistronic rRNA transcript (SSU-rRNA, 5.8S rRNA, LSU-rRNA); ribosome biogenesis
Cellular component (GO): preribosome, small subunit precursor; nucleus
Molecular function (GO): GTPase activity; GTP binding; U3 snoRNA binding
Source: RefSeq, a predicted model, not a curated record
AUGGCGACCCAGGUCCAUCACCACCGGUCCACCACCAAGACCUCCAACAAGCCUUACAAGAGCAGGCAUGCAUCUAAGAGCGCGCUAAAGGACCAGGACAAGGGCAAAGUCGAGCGGGGUGCCCGCAAGACCCCCCACCAGCAACUCAUGUCUAAACUCGACCGACGAAACCAAGCUCGCCAGAAACAACAGACGAAACACCAGGAAAAGUCGCAGACGACGAGUAUCUUCAACGGCCAGAAUGGAGCCCCCCGCCAGGUCGCCGUGAUCCCGCUUUCCGUCGAUAUCGAUGUCGCUGCAACAAUCCGCGCAUUGAACGAGAGUGUCGACGUUUCUAGUGAUGUUUCGGGGGAUCAGCUUUCUCGCGUGCGAGUUGAUCGGUUCCGACAGAACUUGCAGUAUAUUCCCGCCAAGUUUGAUUUGAUGAAUGCGAUGGAUGUUGCGCGGAUGGCGGAUUUUGUGGUUCUGGUGCUGUCCGCCGUGGUUGAGGUUGAGGAGCAGGGAGAGUUGCUGCUGCGGUCGAUUGAGGGUCAGGGUAUUUCCAACGUGGUGACCGUGGUUCAGGGUCUCGACAAGGUCAACCCGGCCAAGAAACGACCGCAGGUCGUGUCUUCUCUGAAGUCAUUCAUGAACCACUUCUUCCCCUCCGUCGAGAAGGUCCUCUCCUUGGAUUCGAGACAGGAGUGCUCCAACGUCAUUCGAUCCCUGUGCACCGCAACACCCAAGGGAAUCCGCUGGCGCGACGAGCGCAGCUGGAUGCUUAUCGAGAAUAUCCAGUGGCCCGAGACCGCGGCGGACGUUGUCGACAAUGUUGUGCUCACCGGUGUUGUUCGCGGAAAGGGUCUGAAGGCGGACCGUAUUGCGCAUAUCCCCGGCUGGGGUGAUUUCCAGAUCGAUUCAAUCACCGCUGCACCUCUGCCAACAGGCCGCGCCAAGCGGGACGAUGCCAUGAACGUUGACGACAACGAGUCGACUCAGGUCCUGGACACACCAACCGCGGAGCAGGACGACAUGGCGGUCGUGGCACCGGAAGAGAUUGAAAUGGAAGAUGAAAUGCUUUCCGAGCCUGAAACGGAGCAGAAGGGUGUGCUGCUGGAUGACCACCAUUACUUCUCGGAUGACGACUCGCACAUGCCCGCCAAACCCAAGAGGCUCCCGAAGGGUACUUCCGACUACCAAGCCUCAUGGUUCGUUGACGAUGUGUCGGACUCCGGCUCGGAUCUCGAGGAUGAAGAAGACGAGAAGAUGGAGAUGGACACCGGUGGCGCACCAGAAGACGGUGUCUUCCCCGACCAGAAUGAUGCCAUGACGGAGGCUGGACCUUCUGAGUACCCUCAGUCAGAGAUGUUCAUCGACCAGAACGAAGAGGAAGAAGCGAAGCAACUGGAAGAAUACCGUGCCAGCCGCCGCAAGGAAGCAAGCGACGACCUCGAAUUCCCCGACGAAAUCGAACUGCACCCCAACGUCCUCGCACGCGAACGUCUAGCCCGCUUCCGCGGCCUCAAGAACUUCAAGCUCAGCACCUGGGAAACGGCCCCAGACCGCCCCCAUGAACCUGAAGACUGGCGUCGCCUCCUCCAAUUUGCCGACUACAAGGGCUCCAAGAACAAGGCUGUCCGCGAAGCCCUAGCCGGCGGUGUCAACCCCGGCGCCAGAGUUGACAUCCACCUCCGCGCGGUGCCCUCCACCCUCCGCACCCGCCCCCAACCCCUCUCCCUCUUCUCCCUCCUUCGCCACGAACACAAACACACGGUGGUCAACGUCAACAUGACCCUCCACUCCGGCGUCGAAGAACCCCUUAAAUCAAAGGAGGAGCUCGUCAUCCAAUACGGCCCGCGCCGCGUCGUCGCAAACCCCAUUUUCUCCGCCAACGACAACACCCCUAACAACAUCCACAAAUUCGACCGCUACCUGCACCCUGGCCGCAGCGCAAUCGCCUCCUUCAUAGGCCCGCUAACCUUCGGCUCCGUCCCCAUCCUCGUCUUCAAGACCAAAUCCUCCCAAAACGACGACCCCGAGGUCCUCGAUGCCGCCGACUCCGACGGCCUCGACAUUAACAACCUCGACCUCAUCGCAACAGGCACAGUCGUCGCACCCGACCAAUCCCGUGUCGUCGCCAAGCGCUCCAUCCUCACGGGCCACCCGUUCAAGAUCCACAAGAAGGUCGUUACGAUCCGGUACAUGUUCUUCAACGCCGAGGACGUCAACUGGUUCAAGGCGUUGCAAUUGUGGACGAGACGUGGGCGCAGUGGGUUUAUCAAGGAGAGUCUGGGUACGCAUGGAUACUUUAAGGCGACGUUUGAUGCGAAGCUUAAUCCGCAGGAUUCCGUGGGGAUUAGUCUGUAUAAGCGGGUUUUCCCGAGGAAGGCGAGGGCUUUGGAGGAUGUCGUCUACUAG